CUGAACUUAGGUGGGGGGUGUCGGUGUCCCUCUCUUCUGGAGCUUGGGAAGGGGUUCACCUGAUCUAAAUGGGAAUGUCUAGUUCCUGUUUCUAUUUACAAUGGAGCUGUAUAGCCCUUGUGGCUUAGCGCUUCUUUUUGAUUAGAAUAAUAAUAAUAUUUACAAUGGAACAUUUGUUCCUAUUUCCUUCAUCACCCAGUUUUGGGCAAUAAAUCUUCCUUUUACAAAGGACCCCAAUGGAAAUAUGUCACUCUGACAUUUUUGUGUUAUCCUAGGUUAUCUACACAUAUGCUGCUAUGCAUGAUAUUCUAUAUAACUGUAUUUGUGUAUACCGUGUAUACCUGAAUAAACUUACUUACAAAUCUACAUGGGGAAGUCGGGCUUGAUACUGCGUAAACUGUCAGUGGCUCUUAUAAACCCAACAAACAAAAUCAACUGCAGCAGCGCGAAGUUGUAGCUAGCAAAGUAUAGUGUUUCUUAUUGUUCUGUUUAUUGUGACACACCAGCCCUGCCUGGUAGAGGAGAACCAUGAAAGUGGAGUGUCCUAUAUGUGGUGCCUUCUUCCCUGACUCUGACAUUGAGACACACGCAGAACAUUGCAUCCAAGCAACGUUUGGCAACAGCAGCAGUGAAAGUGCCAACCACAGCCAGAAGACUGAUGAUGCCUUUGAACUUUGCAAUAUUAAGAGAAAGCAUUCUGAGGUACAAGAAGGUAACUUGACUAACGAGACUGAUGCUCCAAGUUGCUCAGGCAAAACAUCACCAUCCUGCAGUAAGAAAUCUCGCAAAGAACAAGCUCAAGCUUGGAGCUUCUUAGGAAACUCUAGUCGGAGUGUUUCCAGCUCAGGGCAGCAUAAGGCUCAGAAAGCUAAAAAUACCAGGAUUGACCCUGUUUCUCAAGAUGUGUCUUCCAUAGUCAACAGUGAAAUUACACUGCCUGAUUCCUGUCAGCAUCCUAGGCAGAAGUCAGACAACAGUAGUGGUGUGCCACUUGCAGAGAAGAUGCGACCAGUAACCUUGGAUAACUAUAUUGGACAAGACAAUAUCCUAUGCAACAAUUCUUAUCUCAGGACAUUGAUUAUGCAAGAUAAUUUCAUCAACAUGAUUCUUUGGGGGCCUCCAGGCUGUGGAAAGACUUCAUUAGCCAACAUUAUCCAUGAACGUUGCCGUGGGUCUGAGAAAUGGCGAUACUCCUCACUCUCAGCUUGUACAUCAGGAGUUCAAGAUGUGAAGAAUGUUGUCCGAGAAGCACAGGGAGCCUUACAGUUGAGAAAAAAGCGUACUGUUCUUUUCAUGGAUGAAGUACAUAGGUUUAAUAAGGCACAACAGGACAUCUUCUUGCCUCAUGUUGAGAAUGGCUUGCUUACUCUGGUUGGUGCCACCACAGAAAAUCCAUCAUUUUCGCUUAAUUCUGCUUUGCUGUCAAGAUGUCGAGUUAUUACCUUGGAUGCUCUCAGUCCAAGUAGCAUCAGGAUGAUCUUAAGAAGAACACUUAAAAAACUGAAUGUUGCUGUUGAUAGAGAAACAAAAAUGAAUAUGGGAAAUGGAUUGAAAGCAGAUGAAGAGACAAGUGAAAGUGAUGAAGAGGAAGAUGACUUGCAGUAUAAAGAAACUGAUGAAGAAACUAGAAGGACAUCUUCUUGCCUCAUGUUGAGAAUGGCUUGCUUACUCUGGUUGGUGCCACCACAGAAAAUCCAUCAUUUUCGCUUAAUUCUGCUUUGCUGUCAAGGUAAUUUUGUCUUCAGUGUUUUUAUCAUUAUUUUGAAUUUGACCCAAAUGCUUCAUAUUAUAAUUGAAAAUAAAAAUUCAAAUUUCCUAACUUCAAGAAUUUUACUCUAUGUUUUUAUAUUAACAGCACAGUUGCAUUAUUUCUAUCUUCAGAGAAGCCAUGUGUUGUAUGAUCGGAAAGGUGAUGAGCACUACAAUUUUGCCUCAGCCCUGCAAAAGUCCAUAAGAGGUGGGGAUGACAACGCUGCUCUCUACUGGACCAUGCGCAUGAUCAGGGGAGGAGAGGACCCUCGAUUUAUUGCUCGCAGGCUUGUCAGGACAGCAGCUGAAGAUAUUGGUCUCGGUAUGCCUGAAGCACUCACCUUUGCUGUAUCAACAAUGCAAGCUGUACAGAUGCUAGGGAUGCCAGAGUCUGAUGUCAUACUGGCCCAGUGUGCUGUGUACCUUGCCAGAGCGCAUCACAACCCUGAGGUAUAUUCAGCUAUGAAUCGUGUCAAUGAGCAUAUAAAUAAUUAUGCUGGACCCUUGCCGCCUGUGCCUCUUCAACUGAGAAAUGCUCCCACUGCACUCAUGAAAAAGCUUGGAUAUGGACAUGGUUAUUCAGCUGCUCCUGAAGUUGUACAGACCAUAGAGUAUAUGCCAGAGGCACUAAGAAAUGUUAAUUUUUUUAAUAGGUAAAAUUUACUUACCUCAGUAUUUGUUGAUGCUUUAUACAGCCUUGGGUAAAAGUCUACUCAUUAAAUAACAGUUAUGUCGACUAAUACAAGUCAAGAAAUAGUGCAAGUUCAUUUCUACAGUGUGUAAGUACAGUACCUAUAGACUUCGUAAGUUUUGAAGUUUAGCCCUUGAUCUAGCCUUUCAUUGUUAGCUGAGGUGAUAGGUUGCCAGCACAUCUGUUUUUGAAAUAUCUGAUUCUCAACUAUGUUGUUUCCCAGUAUACUGUAUUCUGUUACCAUAUUUAUACAGUGAAAAUUCUCAUUAACAGACUACUAGGGAGGAGAGGGUGUAUGAUAAUGCCGAUUUUCCGCAACUCUUGAAUUCUGAAAUUGAUAUAUCAUGAUCAUCCGGUUGUCUUUUGAAGUAGUGAUGCAGAAGACAGCCAGAUACUAAGAAUACAAGUAUUGUUGCCUGUACUAAUGUUAUAGUACUUUAUGUAAUUUACAGUAAUUUUACUUAACUUUUGUGGUGGAGAGAUGAGGUAUAAACUACUGUGAUCAAUAUUGGUGAUUUAAGUAACUUAUAUUCUGAGUCAGAGGAGCUAUGAAGAUCCUCUUCAUUUGUUCGUACUGAACAAAUGUUGGAGUUAGUGAACUUGGCCCAUUACUAUAGAAGACAACUGGACACUAUCGCUACAGACAAAAUACAGAAUUUCAGACUUUUGUCUAUUUUGUCUUGACAGUUAGAAUGUUUAUCCAGCCAAUUUUUUGGUCCAAAAUUGCUGAAAUCAAUUAUUGAGAGGUAUUACUGUAUUUUUGGUUUCUAUCUGUGUUACAGUUCAUCUCAUUAUAAAAAUUUUGUGCUUUAUUCACCAUUCCUUUUUCUUUGGUGUAUUGUGCUUGAAAUGUGAUGAUAAUAUUUCUUGUUUUCCAGUUUUCCCAGCAUCAUGAGGUUCAUUUCUUGCAGUCUUUCUUAUAGCUUCUGUGUGUCUGUUUCAGUUUGGUGGCAAAUUUCCCUUUUUUUUUUAUAAGGAGUUCAUUCUAGUUAUGGUAAUUUAUCAACAUUUCCAACCAAAUUUUUACUUUUAUAUAAAUAGCUUAGCAUAAUUACAACAAAGCAAAACCACAGUUUUAGCAAUUGUUUUGGAGUGUGUGAUUUUUUUAUAGUCAAAUUCAUAGUUAAAUAUCUACAUCUUCCAUUUUUUACACACACAAUGAAUUCAAUUACAGCCAAACCCUUAAUAUUAUGGUACAAUAUAAAUAUAUUCACUGUAUGGCUAAGCUUUCAUAUCUGAGCGCCUCUGUAAAGACAGUGGUUAUGUAUGAGCGAUGAUGAAAGUGUUGAAUGAUGAAAGUUUUUUCUUUCUUUUUGGGUCACCCUGCCUCUGUGGGAAACAGCCAAUGUGUUAAAAAAAUGGCUAAUAGCAACUGAAGACAUAUACGUCUACAGUUUAUACAGGUGGGCAAAGUAUCAGUGUGGUUGUUCUUCCUUAACUUAAACCUUAUCCAGAGGCUGGCAAAUUUUACCCCCUUGCCUUUCCCAGUAGAUUCCCAUACUACCAUACUACUUUGGCAUAUGCUAUCAGUGUUAUUCAUUUAGUUGGUUUGGAGCUAGUGUAAACUUUAUUCCCUUUGGGUAAAUAUUUUUAGUGUAUAUUUUUAUACAUUAUUAACCUGUACAGAUAUUGUGACAUAAAUGUUAAUGCAUAAAGUACUUAACCCUUUCAGGGUCCGUGCCAUAGAUCUACGGCUAUACGUUGAGGAUCCAAACCGUAGAUCUACGCCAUGAGCUCAGCUCACUCUGAUAAGCUGUGAGCGGUAAAUUUGGGCCUAGAUAUGAGAAAAUACAUCUAUGUGGUAUGUGUGCACCACAUAAAACAAAUCCUGCAGCACACAGUGCAUAAUGAGAGAAAAAACUGAGACCGUAAUUUUCAACUAAAAUAACAAAUUUGCAGUGUUUUUUGGUAUGUUUUUUUAUAGUUGUAUUUGCGAUUUCUUAGUCUUAUUUGAUAGAAUGGAAGAUAUAUUACAGAGGUAGAGAAGAUUUUGAUUGGUUUUAGUAAUGAAAAUUGCUUGAAACUGAGCUCAAAGUAGCAGAAAUGUUCAGUUUUUGCCGAUGUUCAAAAGUAAACAAAUGACCUCACACAUCUAAUACACGCCAGGUGGUGGGUCUAAUAUAUGUUCACAAAUGUGGUGAUAUUAUUUAUACAAUUAUUACAGUAUUGCAUAACAGUAAAUCUUCUAUUUUUUGGUUUAAAUAAAAAUUCAUUAUGUGAAUAAAAAAUCAAAAUGAAAUUCAUUUUUAAAGCCUGAAAACGUAACUAAUAAACAGAGGAAAUGUUAGUUUAGUGCCAGGAAUGUUUUGAAAUUAGAAUAUUUUGAACUUUGCAUUAAAUUGGCCAAGUUACCAAUUUCCGAUCACUUUAUUUUGUAGUUGAAACAGUUGACUUGGUGAUUUCUUGUGCUCAAUCGAUAGAAUAGUAGUAAUACUAGUGAAAUAGCUAAGAAUUUGGUCGACUGGAAUAAUGUAAUUGGCUUAAAAUGGGAGUCAAAUUUGGCAAAAUUGCCGAUGCAUAAAUAUUGCUGACAUGCUCUCACAAAGAGAGCAUAAUUUCUCAAAUUUUCCAUCAAAUUUUGUACUUUUUGUUUUAUUACCUUCAGAAAAAGAAUCUCUACCAUUUCAUAAGAAAAAAUAACAAAAUUACUUUUUGAAAAUUCUUGGACCCUGGUGUGCACUUUGAAAUUUGACCUCUGGACCCUGAAAGGAUUAAACAAAUGCUUAACAUGAAUAUCUAUGGUAUUACCUUUUCCUUGUGAGAAAAAUGUGGUAUUUUUGUAUUAUUCUAUUGUCUUUCUUUUAUAAAUAAAGUAUUGAAACAA
Cherax quadricarinatus is the source of this 5264-nucleotide messenger RNA. Lineage: Eukaryota; Metazoa; Arthropoda; Malacostraca; Decapoda; Parastacidae. The record is from RefSeq and is a predicted model, not a curated record.